UUCCAAUAGCCUCAGUGCAAAGGUAGCACCACCCUCUCUACAAAAUCACCCUUCAUCAGCAGAGACGCUUCCCGCUGGCGACGGUGCAGGGGCUGAGGACAGGCGGACGGACAACAGGUAAAGGAGAGGAAGACACCAUGUCAGCUGCUUCAGAUCAGAAUGUCGAGUUUGUGCGAACAGGCUACGGCAAGAACGCCGUGAAGGUGCUGGUCAUCAGGAGACAGGGGAGCCACCACUCCAUCAUCGAGCUGAAAGCUGACGUGGAGCUCACACUCAAAUCACGCAAGGAUUAUAUGAGAGGAGACAACUCAGACAUCAUCCCCACUGACACCAUCAAGAACACUGUCCAUGCCCUGGCCAAGAUCAAGGGGGUAAAGACCAUUGAGCAGUUUUCUCUGGAUAUCUGUCAUCAUUUCCUGACUUCUUUCAACCAUGUGCUGAGGGUCAAAGUUCAAAUGGAGGAGGCUCCGUGGAGAAGACUGGAGAAGAAUGGGAUGGAGCACGCUCACGCAUUUAUCUACAGCCCAGAAGCUUGUCGCUUCUGUGACGUUGAACAGAAUCUCAACGGCAUCCCAGUGGUUCACAGUGGGGUGAAGAACAUGAAGGUGCUGAAAACCACACAAUCCGGCUUUGAGGGUUUCCUGCGAGACCGCUUCACAACUCUGCAAGAGAGCAAGGACAGGUGUUUCUGCACCUCUGUCUACUCUAGAUGGCGCUACAACAAGAUUCUGGAUACCGACUUUGAUGCUGCGUGGAAGUGUGUGAAGGAGACGAUUAUUGAGAAGUUUGCUGGCCCUUAUGAUCGUGGAGAGUACUCACCUUCUGUGCAGAAGACCCUUUAUGAAACACAAGUUCUGGUCCUGGCCAGAAUUCCUGAAGUGGAUGAAAUAGAGAUGGUCAUGCCCAAUCAACAUUACUUCACCAUAGACAUGACAAAAAUGGGCCUCAUUAACAAAGAUGAAGUUCUUCUUCCCCUGGACAACCCCUCAGGCAACAUCACAGGGACAGUAUGCAGGAAACAGCAAGCCAAGCUGUAGAUGAAAUACUGCUGCUGGGAUAUAUAUCAAAUCGAGAACAAAGUUUUGACCAUGGAAUGUGUAUGUGUAAUGCAAUUUAAAUAAUGAACAAGAGAAAACAACCAUAAAUAAAUUCAUAAACUAAAAUUA
This is a messenger RNA of Scatophagus argus, 1166 nucleotides long. RefSeq names its product urate oxidase (gene uox). Bases 138 to 1037 code for a protein of 299 amino acids. Gene Ontology annotation, biological process: purine nucleobase catabolic process; urate catabolic process. Gene Ontology annotation, molecular function: urate oxidase activity. The transcript has 8 exons. Lineage: Eukaryota; Metazoa; Chordata; Actinopteri; Scatophagidae. Gene Ontology annotation, cellular component: peroxisome. The record is from RefSeq and is a predicted model, not a curated record.